AUUCUGGGUUUAGGUGGUUGGGUGCGCUUAAACAAAAACCAUAGGCUCAACGAACUCCUACGUGGACAUCCCAUCAGACGACUUCUUUGAGUCAUUUCAACUGAGGCAUCAAGAUCAUUUCGCAAGUUCGGUGUAUUUCGACUCAAAUCGACGAAAUGGUCAGCAUACAGCAGCUAGAGCCGGCACCGGCACACAUAUCGGCGCCAGUGCCAAGCACCAUUACCGCUCAUCGAGCAAUCGACCUGGUCAUGGGAAGGACAACUUCGCCGGCGGUUGGCGACCUCCCGCUUCUGAGGGGGCCUCGCAAGGGAGAUACGAGAACAGCGGUGAUCGUGUUUGGCCAGGGCCAGGAGAAAAUUGUGGCUGUAUUUGCCGAAGUCUUGGGGAAAUCUUACCGAGUGAGGAAUGGGUUCAGAGACGUCUCUUCAGAUGAUCGGGAAAUUGUGGUGGGCAUUCCCACAACACAGGCAAAAACCGACAUUGCAGGUCGGGACAGAACCUCGAUCGUCGCCAUCAACGUCCAUUGUACCAACAUGGGCAUGCCCCCAGACGCAUAUCUAUCCGCUCAGUGUGACUACGAAUUCCUCUACACGGAGGCACCCUUUUUCAGACGGGACCUGUCACGUUUCAUUUCUCAAACACUUGGGCAGUUGAACCACCACGAAACCCUCAUGGCCAAACCACGGACGUACUUCAUUUCGACAACAUUCCCCGACGUACAUGCUGCCCUUCCGAAUAUUGAUAUCCUAACCGUGGGUGCGGAUGCCGUUGAGAUCAGGGUUGAUCUUUUGAAAGAGCCACUGGGUGACGGAACCUAUGCUCCGGUUCCCAGCCUGAGUUAUGUCGGCGAACAGGUGAUGUUGCUUCGUCAGAGGACGGAGCUGCCGAUUAUUUUCACCACCAGAUGUACGGCCGAAAAUGGGCGGUUUCCAAUGGAUAAUCCUGAUCUAUACUACGAGUACCUUUACAGAGCAAUCCAGUGGGGAGUGGAGUACAUCGACGUCGAGAUAUGGCUCCCGGAGAGGAUCAGGAGGAAGCUUUUUGAGCAGCGUGGCAGCAGUCGCAUCAUGUCCGCAUUUCACGACUUCUCUGGGACUUUCAAGUGGCCAUCAGCAAGGGCAGAAGCAACGUUCCGGGAAUCAGCGCGGUUUGCGGAUAUCGUCAAAAUGAUCGCCAUUAUCAACGACCACAACGAAAACUUUGAACUGGAGUACUUCCGUUCUAAGAUCAAGGCUGAAUACCCCGAUGCGCCGCCACUUUCUGCUGUCAACAUGGGCGAAACAGGACAGUUUUCUCGGACCUUGAACCGGGUUUUCACACCCAUCACCCAUCCUCUAUUACCGAUAAUCGCCGCUCCCGGUCAGUUGAGUGCCUCCGAGAUCAAUCAGGCUUUGUCCUUACUCGGACAACUGCCGAGAAAGAACAUCUACGGAAUCAACACCCCCUCUAGCCGCAUAUCGACCCCUCAGGCACCUUUCUAUGGGAAGUGUUUCAACGAACUAGGUCUGCCCCAUCACUUCUCUGUCGUUGAGAGACCCCUCAAAGGUUUUGCCUCUGUGGAAGCGUGGUGCAACCAGAAGAACUUUGGCGGUGCUUACCUCUAUCCGGCUGUUCCUUUUCAGCAUUUGAUCUCAAACAGUGCCUUCUUUGCAUCCAUCAACAAUGGCACGGGGCCGAUUCUCAGCGAUUCAGUAAAGCUUAUUGGCAUGGUAGACACAAUCGUGGUUCAAUCCAAGGCCUCCUUUUCUGCUUCCUCGGCACCGUCCUCAGCACCGUCCAGUCCAGGACGUCACCAAAACAGCGACUCACUAGGUUCCAUUGCUUCGCCGCAAUCGGGCCUGUCACCCACCACCGUUAUGGUCUUCGAAAAUGCCGCUUGGAAAGGGAUAUUGAGUACACUCACUCGCGACUUUGCUCCUUCGGCUUAUUCUGGACGUGCCGCCGUGGUUCUCGCUUCAAACCCCGAUGAUGCUGCCAGUUCUCUCCUCGCUCUUAAAGCUCUGAUGGUGAGCAAGAUCUACACAGUCGGCUUCAAAGCGUCGCCAGCUGUUGCCAGGGAUUUCAACCUGGAGCCCUUCAACAGUCUCGAGAGUAUGCAAAAGGCCCGUACGAAUGGUGCUAAUAGCGCAAAUCAUGAUGCCUCGCCUUUCGUCGUUGUCAGCGUGUUAGCCCCGGAGAAGAGUAAUCUUGUCGGCAUGCUGGUCCGCGUCUUUGGCUCUCGAGGCUCAUCGACGUCUCGCAAGGUCUUUCUUGACCUUGCUGAUGGAUCGUUUCCUCGGAAAGGUGAUCCCAGGCUGAUUGCAGAGCAAUGCGGUUUUGCUGCUUAUGGUGCUGAGGACGUCAUGGCUUUCACUACUGUGGAAACACUGCGUCUUCUUGUUGGCCAGAAUGUCCCUUACAGCUUUGUGCGUCUGGCCAGCGGACGGCCAAUGUUUUGAUAUCGGCACAAAGCAUUCUGACCCACAUCUCGAAACGCACUGAGUGCAGGAAACCCGUGAUCUUCCGCUAGGUAUUUUGCACAUCCUCGGCGGCUACCUUGAGGAAUU
Molecule: messenger RNA, 2546 nt
Organism: Neurospora tetraspora
Lineage: Eukaryota; Fungi; Ascomycota; Sordariomycetes; Sordariales; Sordariaceae
Product: type I 3-dehydroquinase-domain-containing protein
Exons: 2
Coding region: 156-2438 (760 amino acids)
Molecular function (GO): 3-dehydroquinate dehydratase activity
Source: RefSeq, a predicted model, not a curated record